UUCUCUUUCUUUUUGUUUUUUUUUUUUUUUUUUUCCUUCUCUUUUCCUAGUUUUUGGCCGAUCAACUUUCUCGAAAUUUCUCGGCGAUUUUCUCUCCUUCCAAACGCUCCCGAAUAUACUCUCCUGGUGACUCCAAAUCCAUCCGAUCGCUGGAGAUCUUCUUUGCCUCCUUCCCGAUCUCUCUUUCCGCCCUUCACUGGAUUUUAAUACGAGCAUUGGUCUUUUGUACAGUGGCUUUCAGUGAGCUGCUAGGUUUGCCUUUUGUGUGCAUAAAUGCCAGUUGCAAAACUCAAGGCCUCAAACAACACAGAUGUGAUGAAAACAGAGGAUGGAAAUGAUUCCCUAGACACAUUUAUCAGGCAGGCAAUUGGAAAAGAGCCCUUUCUUUCUUUCUCAAGGCCUGGUGAUAGCCCAGUACAGUGGAUCCAAUUAUUACAUGCACUAGAUCAGCAAGAUCUCCCAGGUUGGCCUUUGCUCACUCCUUUGAAGGUGCAGAUGCAAAAGUGUGAAAAGUGUUCCAGAGAGUUCUGUUCAUCUAUUAACUACAGAAGGCACAUACGUGUACAACAUCGAUUAAAAAAACUUGACAAGGGUUCUUCCAAAAAUAGGGAUCUAUUGGGAACCUUUUGGGAUAAGCUUUCUGAGGAUGAGGCAAAGGAAAUUUUAUCAUUCAAGGAUGUGACACUGGAGGAAGUUCCAGGCUCUUCAAUUAUAAAGUCAAUGAUGGCACUUAUUCGGAAACCUGGAUUUUCUUCCCUUCCACAACAUUGUUUGAGGGCUGGUUCUGCCCUUUUGGAUAUCAUCCAGGCUAGGCCUUCAAGGUUUCCUUUGCCUUCUGAAGAACUAUUCAGCAUCCUUGAUGACGCCAGUGAAAAGACAUUCCUGUGUGGAAGUGGAACAGCUGUAUCAAUGCAAAAAUAUAUUUUUGAUGGGGAAGCUGGGAAGAUUGGUCUCGAAACAAAGAAUUUAGUUGCUUGCACCAGCUUUCUGGUGGAACAGAAAUUGGUUAAAGCAUGGCUUACUGACAAGGAUGCUGAAGCUUUAAGGUGCCAACAGUUGCUGGUGGAGGAGGAAGAAGCUGCUCAGAGAAGACAAGCUGAGCUCUUGGAGAAGAAGAGGCAGAAAAAACUCAGGCAGAAAGAACAGAAAGCUAAAGAGCAAAGGCAAGAGGAGCAGGCUGAUCUCAAGGAGUGGAUUGAUGAUACAGUGGAGACUGUGUCUUCAACUGAGCAAUUCCCUUUGAUUCCAUCUGAUUCUAGUGUGAAUGGUCUGGAGGCACUGCCAGAUCAUGUUCCCUCAUCUUUUGAACCUUUCCAACUGCCAAGCAUGGAUGAAGAUGUGGAUUUGGAAAUUCAGACAGGGUCUGGCAGUGAUCCUGGCACUAGUCAUAAUGUUGAAAGGCAGGCAAUACAAAGAAAUGGUCGUAGGCACUCAGCCAGUCGCUGGCUGUUGUCUCCAAAGUCACAAUGGAAUUAUGUGCCAAAUGGUUUCCAUGCAAGUCUGAAUUCUCAGGCACCAAAACUUGGCGGCAUGCAGAAGCAUGGAAAUCACAGGGACUCAAAACCAGUGCAUUCAAUCAAUGGCAACAGAAAGUGGAGCCGAAAACCUAAACCAGAUUAUCUUGUUGACAGUUUGAAAACUAGAGCGCAGAAAGAAGCAAUAAGCCUGCCAGAUCACAAUAAGAAGCAUGAGGUUCUGAUUGGUUCUAUAUCUGUUACACUUGGAAACUGCAGCCAACAUGAGGUUCACAAAUUUGAUGGAGCUAGAGAUGAUUUUCUGUCAGAGCAUCAAAUGCCAAAGAAAAACAAUGUUUAUGAUAAGCACAAUAGACCUGAUUCUUCUCACUCCAGCACAAAUCGGUCAACAAUAAAGCUUUGGAGGCCUGUGAGUAGAAAUGGAACCAAAGAUCUAAUAUUGGUUGAAAAUGGAGCUAGAGAAUUUCAAGUUGAUGGGAUCGCUGAUAAGGGGGAUGAUCAUACACCAUCUGAAGGAAACUGUCUUAGUUCGUGUUCUGUGGAUGACAACAAUGGCAUAACAGGGAACAGUUUCCCACUUCUGCUAGAGAUACUGCAUCCAGGAAGCUUGCAGUUCUCAUGCCAAGCAGCAAAAGCAUUUCUUGCAGAGAGGUGGAAGGAGGCAAUUGCAGCUGAACAUGUCAAAUUGGUUCUAUGUCCAGACUUAGAAUCUUCAGAAUGUAUGGAGAUUCAGAAUGACUGUCUAAUAGGUGUAGCUGGGUCAUCAGAUAUUAAAAAAUGCGGUCUUCUUGGCAAUGUGGAGAAUCAGUUGGUUGAUGUGGGGGUACAUGAAUCUUCGAUCACUGGAGCCAGUAAAGCCAAGAUCAGAACAAAGUCUGAGAAAGGUGUCAAGUUAAAGUAUAUACCCAAGCAGAAAACCAUCUCCUAAUAAAGAUGAAGAAGAUGAAGAGAAGGGCAUUUUUGUUUUCCUUUCUGCUUUUUGUUAUACAGAUAUGCACAGUUUAAUUGCUACAUUCUUAGCAGAGGUUCCAGUUUUACCGAAGGUCUUCUGUCAGAAAAAUGAAGUUAGUUUUUUUUUUCAUCUUCUCUCUCUGAUGUCUUUUUUAUCAGAAAACACUUUAGUUGUCAUAGCUGAUUUGAUUAGUGCAUUACUUCUGCCGUAAUGGUCCAUUUUUUUCUGUAAUAAAUAUUGAUUUCUAGGUAGUUCAAAGUUCAAGUUCA
Molecule: messenger RNA, 2696 nt
Organism: Hevea brasiliensis (rubber tree)
Lineage: Eukaryota; Viridiplantae; Streptophyta; Magnoliopsida; Malpighiales; Euphorbiaceae
Exons: 10
Coding region: 274-2403 (709 amino acids)
Source: RefSeq, a predicted model, not a curated record